AUGGAUUCUCUCCACCAGCAAGUUUGGAAUGUUUCGAAAGGGGAAAAGCGCAAGCGCCACGACAUUGAUUACGACGAUGAUCGGACACAUAUCAAGGUUUCCCGUCCGACCAACACGAAGCUCCCUGGCGGCCAUUCGACUGCGAAGACCACGGAUAGACAACUCUCGUCUUCGGUAACUGAGCAGGCGUUAACGCCUACGCCUGCUGCCGGUAAAGCUCGGAAGGAUGCUACACUUCGCCGUGAUCCACACACUCCUGCACCUCGUCCUGCUGCCAGCCAUCAAGAAUACACGGCCCCUACGAGGAAUGUAUUCACGGAGUAUCACAGCAUGCAGGCAGAGUUCCCUCCCACUCCACCUGAGACGCCGCCAGAUUCCUCGAGCCGCGCUGGCAGCCGGCUACAUCCGUUGCUUGACCUGUCGGUCACUAGCCCUUGGGAAUUUGCCGAGGAGACUAGGAGGCUGGCUCGAUUGCCCAAGCAAAGGAACGAAUCUUUUGCCGAGAACCAGCGAAUUGCAGGCGAGUGCGAGCGCGUGAAGAAGGAGCUCUCGGAGCAGGAAAAGCGCCACCAGAGGGAGCUCUUCGAGCAGGAACAACGCCACCAGAAGGAACUCUUCGAGCAGGAACAGCGCCACCAGAAGGAGCUUGCCGAGCAGCAAGAGCGAUUGCAGAAGGAGCGCGACUCAGAGAAGGCAGAGUACAGCAUCAAGCUCGAAGCUGUUGAGGAGGCACUUGCCGUUGAGCGACAGGCAAAGGAGAAUCUGCAGAAGGAACUCACUUCGAAGCGCAUCGCCAUCAAGAAUCUGGAAGAAACCCUCGCGACUGUCCAGCAAGAGAAGCAAAGCUUGAACAAAGCGCAAACACUGAAGUUUCAAGAUCUCUCAAGCAAGCAUGAGACAGCCCAAAAGGAGAAGCAGGACCUUUCGACCAAGCUUGCUACAGAGCGCAAAAAGAAGCAGGAUCUCUCGAAGAAACUUGCUUCCGAGAACAAGAACAGCCAGUACCACGACGAACAGAUCAAGAACGAAGUUCAGAUCCAAACGUUCGAACUAGCCAAGCGUCAUGUUCUGGUCGGUCUGCUUCGUCUUUACGCGGAUGAUAUCGGCAUCAGUGCCUUCACCUUGGAGAAUACCGCUCCCUCGCUUCACCAGAAGUUCUUUGAUCUGAUUGAUGGCUGCAUUUCCUACCAGGAGCUCACAUUCCACAUUCAAAACUACUUCGAGGAGCAUCCCGAGGAGUAUGCCAAGAUCUAUGGUGAUGGGAACGGCGCUGUCACAGUGGGCAACAACUCCAACCCAGAGACUCAAAGCAACAUCGUUCAGUCUCUAGGCCCCGUAUAUGGUACAGGCUCAUGGGCUCAGCCUGCUCAAGGUCCUAUGCCUGGAGCACAAGCUCCUUCCGGCGCAAGUUCAUGGACUUCGGGUUCUAACUCGCAGCAGCCUUCGCAGACUUUCGCUCCAGGGUCUCAAGCUCCAGGUCCCUUUGCACGGCAGCCUUUCCAAAUCCGGGAUACGGCGGACCAGCCAGAGGACAUGGAUGUUGACAACAAUGUGGUAUCGCAGAGUGGGUUCUCUCAGCCUCAGUCUUCUCAGUUCCCGUUCUCGAAUCCUUCUGGGUUCCCAUCAUCUGAAGCUCAGGCACAAGAUGCGCAAUCAAACUCCAUGAGAGUUAUCGAGACCCCGGGCCAGCCCAAGAUCUGCGCGUAUAUCCUUCAUAAAGGAGGCUGCAAUAAGGCGCAUUGCAAAUUUAGCCAUCCUGGUGAAGCCAGAUUUCCUAUACAAGUAGAGACGAUCAACAACCUGGUUGAAGUUGUCUAUACGAAACACCCCAGUAUGGAUCGGGAAAUCUCUAGCUACCAUAACGCUAUCGUCUGGAUCUUUCAGAAUGCUUUGCAAGCUUCCUUGACCCGCGCCAACAGGAUCAUCUUUCUAAAGAUGAUGGAGUGGCACAUCGAGACAAAGCUCACCCACAUGAUCGAUGAUGCUACGCCAGAAGAAAUCUCCCGCUCAAGCCUACCAGCAGACGAACUGGUUGCCAUCGCCUCCGGCCUCGACGCGUGGUUCGGCAAAGAGUUCAACAUGCCAGAAGACCUUGCAACGAUUCCUCCCGUAUUACGCAUUCUCGAUGGUAUGAUCAGCGAUAAGAGCAAGAAGUUUGGAAAGAUGCCUUCGUCGCACACAAAGGCUUCUGUUUCUCCCACCGAGACCCUUGAGCAAGACCUUGACGACAUCCUCCAUGGAACGACGGGUUUCCGAUCUUCGCGCCCCCAGCCACGGAAUUCGCAGCAGUCACGUUCUACCAACUCCAACACUCAGGGCUUUCGCCAAUCGUCUGGAUUCCCGGCUCCUCCAGGUAGGACGACCGUCGCGGACCCUGGCUCGAAGCUUCUCCAAGAUCUGAACGGUAUCCUCGGCGCUGAGACUGAGACUCAAUCUUCCAACCGCCGAGCGAAUAGGUCUCAACGGUCUGGCAAUCCUACCCGUGGUGGCUCCAAUAGUUUUCCGCCUCGCCACCCGCAGUCUUCGCUGAACCGUACCUCAUUCGGAACUCGCGGUGGUGCUCACCUCUCUCGUCCUGGCAAUCGGUUCAAUCAAAAUGACAACUCCGUUUUAAGCAGGGGCAAUGGCUCACGUAUCGAUACGCACGCCCACCGGCAACCUCCACGAGGACCUCGCGGGCAGUCGUUUCCUGCUACACCGGAGGGCAACUUCUAUGCCCAGUCUCGCCAGCAGAACGCUACUCGUAGAAUGAAUGGGAACCCGGUGCGUAAUUCAGAUCUUCUGAGAAUGAGUAUAUAG
Molecule: messenger RNA, 2799 nt
Organism: Didymosphaeria variabile
Lineage: Eukaryota; Fungi; Ascomycota; Dothideomycetes; Pleosporales; Didymosphaeriaceae
Exons: 2
Coding region: 1-2799 (932 amino acids)
Molecular function (GO): metal ion binding
Source: RefSeq, a predicted model, not a curated record